AUGAUUUUUCCAGCAAUUCAAAAAACGAUCGUGGGGGCUUGUGCUAAAGAAACAACUAAAGCUAUCAUUGAAGUUUUGGGUGGUGAUUAUUUUGAAAUAUUGAUUGAUGAAUCAAAGGAUGUCUCACAUAAGGAGCAAAUGACCUUAAUUUUGCGAUAUGUCAACAAAAGUGAAAUGGUGAUAAAGCGAUUCUUGGAUAUUGUCCACGUGAGCGAUACGUCUUUCUCAUCAUUACAAAAAGCAAUUUAUUCUUUGCUUUUGGAUCAUUCUUUACGUAAAUCCAAGAUAUGUGGACAAGGUUAUGAUGGAGCUAAUAAUAUGCAAGGAAAAAUAAAUGGUCUCAAGUCUUUAAUUUUGCAAGAUACUCCCUCUGCAUAUUGUAUUCACUGUUUUGCUCAUCAAUUGCAACUAGCACUUGUAACUCUUUCUAAAAACCAUUCGGAUGUGGAUAAUUUCUUUUAUGUUGUGACUAAUAUUUUGAAUACUAUUGGAUCUUCAGUUAAGCGCAUGGAUUCACUUCGACAACAACAAGAAGACAAGUUGGAAGAGUUGCUUAAAUUUGGAGUCUAUACGGGGCAAGCUUUACAAAAGAAAGAUCAAGAUAUUGUUAAUGCUAUGGGAAUGCUUGACCUUGCAAAGAAAAGAUUGCAAAUGAUGAGAGAAACUGAAUGGGAUUCUUUGUUGGAUGAGGUGUGCUCAUUUUGUAGUAAACAUGAUAUUCUAAUUCUCAAAAUGGAUAAAGACUAUACUCUAGGAAAGUCAAAGCAUAAGAGUUUGAAUCCAGUUGAUUCAUUUGCUAAUUUUGAUAAGGACAUGAUAAUGAAGUUAACAGAGUAUUAUCCAAGUGAGUUUGGUGAUAACAAGCUUCGAGAACUCGGCUUCCAGAUUAAUAGUUUCAUUGUCUAUGCUCAAAAGUGUGAUAGCAGAUUUCUUAACCUGAAGGGAAUUAAGGAUUUUGCUAGAGUGAUGAUAGAGGCAAAAUUGGAUCUUACUUGGCCACUUAUUUAG
Molecule: messenger RNA, 1008 nt
Organism: Nicotiana tabacum (common tobacco)
Lineage: Eukaryota; Viridiplantae; Streptophyta; Magnoliopsida; Solanales; Solanaceae
Source: RefSeq, a predicted model, not a curated record